AGGUCGACGAAGCAAACACAAACGACAGAGUAGUUUGGUGAAAGAGGGAAGAAAAAAGGCGGCGGUUUCGCAGGUUCUAGACCAAACCCAGCGGCUCAGCUCAGGUCGGCUCUCUCAUUUCUCCUCAGAUUUGCGGUUUUGUUGAGAGGAGUGCGGGAUGGGGGGCGGAUCCGGAUCGGUCCUCAAGGUCUUGGUCAAUAACCUGGAUGUUCUUGCCGGGCCUGUAGUUUCACUUGCUUAUCCUCUAUAUGCCUCUGUUAGAGCAAUCGAAAUAAAAUCUGCUGUAGAUUAUCAGCAAUGGCUCACAUACUGGGUGCUGUACUCAUUUAUCACUCUAUUUGAGCUCACAUUCGCUCCAGUACUCGAAUGGCUCCCUUUCUGGUCUUAUGCAAAACUGUUUUUCAAUUGCUGGUUGGUAUUGCCACAAUUCAACGGUGCUGCGCAUGUGUAUGAGCAUUUUGUGAGGCCAAUGAUUGUGAAUCAGCAAGUUGUAAACAUCUGGUAUAUUCCAAAGAAGGAUGAUUCAAGUAGGCCUGAUGAUGUAAUUUCAGCUGCACAGAGAUACAUUGAGCAAAAUGGAUCAAAAGCAUUUGAGAAUCUUGUUAACAAGUUUAAGAGUUCAAACCCAAGACGCUCAAUACUGGAGGAGGUAGAGGUUGAAAGGAGAACCAGGGCUGAACGAGAAUUUGAAGCAAGUGACGUGAAUCCUUUCUUCAGUCAAGAUUACCGAUACUAGGCAACCCUUUUGUUUUCACUCACCACGUGAGCAUAGCUGCACAGUGUAUGUCCGCCUGCACCAUUGCUGUUUCUUUUGAAGUAUUAUGUUCAGUUGGGCCUUUGCAAGUAAAGACUAACCGCAUUUUUUUUUUUGUGUGGUUAUGAUAACUGGGAACACGUUGCAGGAAUUUUUAGGCUCAGUUCGAGGGACGUCUUGUCUCGACUUUGGGAUUGCAUUUGCACCUGCCUAGUCAAUAUUAUUCUGUAGCUCAACCACCAUGAUAGUUGUAAAUAUGUUCCAGCUUUGAAACUCCUGUCCACGUAAUGUUCAUGUCUUGAAUCUUUUAUGUAACUGGGAACACGUUGCAGGAAUUUAUAGGAUCAGUUCGAGGGACGUCUUGUCUCGACUUUAGGAUUGCAUUUGCACCUGCCUAGUCAAUAUUAUUCUGUAGCUCAACCACCAUGAUAGUUGUAAAUAUGUUCCAGCUUUGAAACUCCUGUCCACGUAAUAUUCAUGUCUUGAAUCUUUUAUGUUACUGGAUAUUACGUAUUCAUGCCACUGAACUCUAUGUUCGUGUUUCGUGGUUGCAUGAAGACUGUUCAUGAUGUGGGAAAGACCGAAAAAGAUUUUUUUUUUU
This is a messenger RNA of Phragmites australis (common reed), 1355 nucleotides long. Its product is annotated as HVA22-like protein a. The record is from RefSeq and is a predicted model, not a curated record. The coding region runs from base 158 to 736 and encodes 192 amino acids. NCBI's taxonomy places the organism in Eukaryota, Viridiplantae, Streptophyta, Magnoliopsida, Poales, Poaceae. The transcript has 5 exons.